AUUGGUUGCUGACCUACCUUUAGUGUUAACGCACGUCCCUUCACUUCUUGUUCCGGAACAGGAGCGACAUACACACACACAAGAUUCAACCAUGGAUCUUGUUCUGAACGUCGCCGAUUAUUAUGUCCUCACGCCGUAUGUGUACCCUGCAUCGUGGCCUGAGGAUGGCGCCGUGCGGCAGAUCCUCAGUUUGCUGGUGCUGACGAACCUCGGGGCUGCCAUCCUGUACCUGGGCCUGGGCGCCAUCAGCUACUUCUUCAUCUUCGACCACAAACUGAUGAAGCACCCGCACUUUUUAGAGAAUCAGGUUCAGAGGGAGAUCAAAUACGCGAUGACCUCUCUGCCCUGGAUCAGCAUUCCCACCGUCGGCCUGUUUUUUGCUGAAGUUAGAGGAUACAGCAAACUGUACGACAGCAUCAGCGAAUGUCCGCUGGGUUGGGUGGGGAUUUUUGUGAGUAUGACCUCCUUCCUGUUUUUUACUGACAUGUGCAUCUACUGGAUCCAUCGCUUCCUGCAUCACAAGCGUAUUUAUAAGCUGUUCCACAAGCCGCACCAUAUAUGGAAGAUCCCCACCCCCUUUGCGAGCCACGCCUUUCACCCAGUGGACGGCUUCAUGCAGGGACUCCCGUACCACAUCUACCCCUUCCUGUUCCCGCUCCACAAGGUCCUCUACCUGGCCCUGUACGUUUUCGUCAACAUCUGGACCAUCUCCAUCCACGACGGCGACUACCGCGUUCCUGGCCUUCUGACAAACGUCAUCAAUGGCUCGGCUCACCACACUGACCACCAUCUCUUCUUCGACUACAAUUACGGCCAGUACUUCACACUGUGGGAUAAACUGGGAGGCUCAUACAGGCACCCGUCAGGUCUCAUGGGGAACGGCCCCCACGAUCUGAUCAGGAAGCUUCAAGCAGAGGGAAAGUUAGGAGACAACGGAGUGAAAACUAACGGACAUGCCAAGAGAGGAGUCCCUCUGAAAGAGGAGUAACAGUAGGGAAUUACAGAUAAUCGUUGAAAAUGAUCACUAUUUUUGUAAAGACAAUGUGAUAAGCCCAUACUCGGUUGGUAAACAUAAUAAUUUGGGUGAGUGUACUUGCCAAAUUAGCUGUUGUUAGAUAUUUAAAUCUUUUGGAUAAACUGCAUCAUGCAAGAGAAGCAUCGGGGCACCGCAGUCUCUGACAGUCCAGUGAUGACAAUAACAGACGAGGACAGAUUCAGCAGGCUGCCAUCAAACAAAGGGACUUUACAGAGUAAGAAAUAACACAGAGUUGAGGAGAAUCAAAAAGCUGCUUGGAGCUGCUACAUCACUGCUGAGUGACGGACACUAACAAAGAAAUGGUUUGACAUCAUGAUUUAAUGUUCGACUUUGACAAAAUCUGUGAUUGUACAUGAUAAUGAACACUUAAACAAUAGCCAACACGGAAUUCAAAGCGGAAACCGUCAGAGUUUCACAUAGUCAUGAGUCGACAGUUAACACAGAAAAAAUUAGCUACUGUAGUUAAAUCCAUAACGAUGUACUUGCAACCAAAUGUUGAAUACCUAGGUUAAAAAAAUACUAGAAAUUCCCUUUAAAUGUGUCUUCAAUUGUGAAAAUGUUAUAUUUGUUGUGCCUUGGAUGACAAUUAAGACAUUUGCAUUUGCGGAAAAAAGAUUAUAUUACAUGCACUACUUAAGUGUAGUGGACAGUCUCCUCUUUUUAAGGAUAAUAAAGACAAGACAAAGACCAA
Solea senegalensis (Senegalese sole) is the source of this 1727-nucleotide messenger RNA. RefSeq names its product sterol-C5-desaturase (gene sc5d). Bases 92 to 988 code for a protein of 298 amino acids. The transcript has 5 exons. Lineage: Eukaryota; Metazoa; Chordata; Actinopteri; Pleuronectiformes; Soleidae. Gene Ontology annotation, molecular function: iron ion binding; oxidoreductase activity. The record is from RefSeq and is a predicted model, not a curated record.